GGCUCAGGCCGGGAUGGCAGCGUGAACCCCGGGGUGUUAGCUCUUCUGCGCCGCCAGGGACCCUCAGGCUCUCUGUUUCCGCUGAAAAUAAAGGAAAUAAAGCGAUGAAAAUGGACGUGAGCGCCGUUAUAGAGCAGAUGGAGACGGGCGAGCAGGACGCAGCGCUGGCCGCCUUACAGAGAUACAACAAAGAGAAGAGCCAGUGCUUCUCCUUCCCCUCAGAGGAGCAGGAGGAAAGAGAGCGUCUGGGGAAGCUGGUUUUGGGUUUUUUGGAGCGUGAUCUUCAGCCAUCCUGUAAGCUGGCCUGCCUGGAGACCAUCCGCAUUCUGUCUCGGGACAAAAGCAGCCUGACUCCGUUCACCAGCCGCCACGCCGUCCAGACGUUGGCCCGGCACGCAGCGGUCAGCCUGGGGCAGGGCAGCCGGACGCCAGAGAUGCCGGACAUAGAUGUGAUUGUGGAGGCUCUGAAGUGUCUGUGUAACCUGGUGUUUAACAGCAGCGAGGCACAGGAGGCGGCGGCGCAGCUGCAGCUGGUGUUCGGUGUGGCUGAGAGGCUAAAGCAGUGCCGCGAGCCACAGUGGAACCACGACGUUCGCUUUUUUGAUCUCCGCUUGACCUUCCUGCUGACAGCAAUUCGUGUGGACGUGCGCACGCAGCUGGCCCGCGAGCUCAGAGGCGCUGCCCUGCUGACCGAAGUGCUGGACGCCACACUGGGGCUCCGCUGGCUGGACACGUACGAGGUGGCGCGGGCCGGAGCGGAGGGGCAAAGUGAGGUCCCCCCGCUUGGCAGGAUGGAAACGGAGAGAGCCAUGGAGAUCCUGAAGAUCCUCUUCAACAUCACGUUCGACACCAACCGCCGCAAAGUGGACGAGGAGGAAGCAGCCACCUACAGACACCUGGGGGCCGUACUGAGACACUGCUUAAUGAGCACAGCGGAGGGAGAGGAGCGCACAGAGGAGUUCCACAGUCACACAGUGAACCUGUUGGGGAAUCUUCCUCUGCCGUGUUUGGACGUGUUGCUGAUGCCGAAAGUGCAGCAGGGCUCCAUUGAGUACAUGGGGGUCAACAUGGACGCCGUUAACAUGCUUCUGGACUUUAUGGAGAAGAGACUGGACAGGGGAAAUAAACUGAAGGAGACACUGCUGCCCUCCCUCAACCUGCUGACCGAGAGCGCCCGCAUCCACAGGGAGACCAGGAAGUUCUUACGGAUGAAAGUGCUCCCCCCACUGCGGGACGUGAGGAAUAAGCCUGAAGAGGGUAACGCUCUCCGGAACAAAUUGGUGCGUCUGAUGACCCACAUCGACACAGACGUGAAGACCUGUGCUGCGGAGUUCCUCUUUGUUCUGUGCAAAGAGAGCGUGUCACGAUUCAUUAAGUACACGGGUUAUGGAAACGCCGCCGGACUGCUGGCCGCUCGCGGGCUGAUGAGGGGCGGCGGGGAGCCAGGCCUUUACUCCGAGGAUGAGGACAGUGACACUGAGGAAUACAGAGAGGCCAAACCACAUAUUAACCCUGUAACAGGCCGCGUGGAGGAUGAGCAGCCGAAUCCCAUGGAAGGGAUGACAGAAGAGCAGAAGGAGUAUGAGGCUAUGAAGCUCGUCAACAUGUUUGACAAGCUCUCCAGGGAUCAUGUGAUCCAGCCCAUGAAGCUCGACGCGGACGGUAAGAUGACGAAACUGGAGCCGCACGAGCUGCACUGCCUGUCCCAGCAGCCCUUCAUCAACCCCCACCAGGACGAGGAAGAGGAGGAAGAAAACUCCGACUGAGCGUUCUACUGCGGGCUGAUGAUGUCAUCACGCAAUAAGGGGAGGAGGCCGAAUAGAUCCACAGCACACAUACAGCAGCUUUUUAAACAUAACUCCUUCAGUGACCAUCAUGCUCUCUGUCACACUGCACAUGCACAGUUUUCCUCAAACACGCACUUUCAUUCCUACGUUCUACGUUGUGUUCAAGUGUUCUGUCGUUCUGUUCGGCCAUUCUGCUUAAAAUUUGGGUUCUGUUCAGUCGUUCUGUUCAGGUGUUCUAUUUAGCUGUUCGGUUCAGCUGUUCAGUUGUUCUGUUCAGCCAUUCUGUUUAACUGUUCUGUUCAGCUGUUCGGCUGUUCGGCUGUUCUUGUCAACUGUUCUGUUCAGCUGUUCGGCUAUUCUGGUCAGCUGUUCUGUUCAGCUGUUCGGCUGUUCUGUUCAGUCAUUUUUGUAACUGUUCUGUUCAGCUGUUCAUUUCAGCCAUUCUGUUCAGUUGUCCUGUUCAGCCAUACUGUUUAACUGUUCUGUCUGACUGUUCUGUUCAGCUGUUUGGCUGUUCUGUUCAGCUCUUCUGUUUAGCUGUUCAGUUGUUUUGUUCAGUUGUUCAGCUGUUCUGUUUAACUGUUCUGUCUGGCUGUUCUGUUUAACUGUUCUGUCUGGCUGUUCUGUUCGGCUGUUCUGUUCAGGGUGUAAUAUUUCCUGGCGCUGCUGGCUCGUUCAGGUUUGGUCUCUGUAAAGUUGUUU
Colossoma macropomum (tambaqui) is the source of this 2489-nucleotide messenger RNA. RefSeq names its product RIC8 guanine nucleotide exchange factor A (gene ric8a). Gene Ontology annotation, molecular function: G-protein alpha-subunit binding; guanyl-nucleotide exchange factor activity. The record is from RefSeq and is a predicted model, not a curated record. Gene Ontology annotation, cellular component: plasma membrane; cytoplasm. Lineage: Eukaryota; Metazoa; Chordata; Actinopteri; Characiformes; Serrasalmidae. The transcript is spliced from 10 exons. Gene Ontology annotation, biological process: G protein-coupled receptor signaling pathway. The coding region runs from base 105 to 1766 and encodes 553 amino acids.